GCUUCCAGGCUCUGUAUUCACACUAUUUAAGCCAAUUGCAGCGAACCCUCUGCAACAUUCAGCGAUUACUUUCUAUACGUAGUGCGUCUCCUGGAUCUGUUGUGUUGUAUUCUGGCCGGUGUUUCGAACACUGAGGGUUACACAUCCGUGAGGAAGGAAGGCUCCCGAAGGAGGAAAGGAUGUUACGCCUUCUGAAAGCACUCAAAAGCAUUUCGGUUGAGCCCGUCAUGCUCGUUGACGGUGCUUGCAACCAGGCAAUGCAGCUCUUCGUCGAAAACGUUCAGAUGAAUAAGAUAUGUUCUGUUAACCUCGGGUUUUCAGCCAAAGUAUGUGAAAAUUUGGCAGAUCAUCCAGAGGAGAAUGUAAUAGUCCAAAGGGAGUUCAGUUUAUUUUCCUUUUACAACAGCAUCCUUCUUUCUGUACCAGCUCUGAUAUUUGUGCUCUUCAUGGGGGCUUGGAGUGACAAAUAUGGGAGAAAGAUUCCUCUCUUGCUGACUUUGGUGUGCCACGUGAUGUAUGCUGCUGGGUAUCUGCUCAACAACUGGCAAACUUCUUGGCCUGUGGAAAUUAUCUAUCUAGUGACAUUCUUAGAGUCACUUGGUGGAGGUAACGUGGGUCUUUUAACUUCGACCACCAGCUACAUUAGCGACAUCUGUCCCGAGAAAAGCCGAACGUCACGUCUCAGCAUAGCCAAUUCUAUGUGGUACUUGGGUGGUCCUCUAGGUACCCUUAUUGGAGCGAUUAUCAUUAAACAUGCCAGUUACAAUGUGGCGUUGGGACUGGUUCUCUUGGCAUACAUUUCAGUUGUGGCCUAUGUCACUUGCUUCAUCAAGGAGAGUCACGGACCCUUUGCCAAGAAGGAACUCCAAAGCAAAGGAUCACUCAACGGUAGAACGAGUGAGGUUCCGAGCGAACGAGCCACCAUUCCAGUCAUGAUCCGAGAUUUCUUCAACUGGAGAAGAAUCCUAGAGUCCUUUAAAACAGCGCUCAGGAAGAGGGAAGGAAACACUCGCUGUGUGCUCUUGAUCAUUAUUGGGUCUAAUAUGAUUCGUCGCGUUGGUAGAGGAUUUUUCAUGUACAUGUUUGUCAGACAAGCGGUACAAUGGAAUGCGACAGACUAUGGAUACUGGGCUACAUACCGAAACCUUCUGGCUGCACUGGGUUCCCUGUUCUUGAUUCCUCUACUGACAAAACUUUGUGACAUCAAAGAUACGUCAUUAGUGGUGUUAGGCUCCAUGUCAAUAGUUGCCGAAUAUGUUUGUUACGGUUUUGUAAUGAACAAAUCACUAUUUUUCUUGCUAUGGAUGGGACCUGUAGCAGGUUUAAUUUCCAAUGCCAGCAUCGUCGCCUUCAGGUCAUUACCUACAAAACUGGUUAGCAGCAAUGAAAAAGGUCGUAUUAGUGCUGUCACAUCUGCCAUGAACGGGCUGAUGCCGAUGGUGGGAUAUGCUAUUUAUUCACCAGUGUACUACAGGACAGUCGCCUCCUUCCCAUCAGCACAAUUCUUCGUCGGCGGCAGCCUCAAUCUCUUUAUCACAGUAAUGUUUGUCUUCGUCCAGAUGAUGAACGUUUCUUCAUCGUACGACCAGAAGGAUUUGGAAUCUGGCCUUGUCAAAACCAACAAGAAACUCGUUGAUGUGUUCAAAAACAAGACCGCUGUCACUCUUAGGAGUCUCGUUCGCACUUUUAGCGGUCCAGUACAACGGGACAGCACGACGGUGGAAAGUAAUCAAACUCCAGGAAAGGAGAUUCAUGCUCCUCAGGCACACGAAGCUUCUUCGAAGGACGCCCAAGAAGUUGGAACACCAGGAACCAAGAAAAGUUUGACGGGUAUAAUUAACCCUUCAUUUUCAUGCGACGGUGAAGAAGGCGUGUGCAAGAGUGAUUUGCAAAAAGCCACAGAAAGCAGUAUGUCGGCUGCUAAUGCUGAAGAAAUAGUCACGCAAACCAAUAUAAGUCCGGAGAGUACUGUUGUCAGAAGGAAGGAUUGCACUAGACAUUGUGAGAAGGCCGAGUGCCAUUCCUCUCUCCCGCCCGAAAAUUUGUGUGACCCUCCAAUAGAUAAACUUCAGUCAAGAACAUAAAUAAUACCUGAAUAACAAAUAUUACUUAUAAGUUAGUCAGUCUCCAAAUUAUACCUUGUAUAAAGGUAUUUACAGUUUGACCAUUGUCCAAAUAAUUU
This is a messenger RNA of Macrobrachium nipponense, 2182 nucleotides long. RefSeq names its product lysosomal proton-coupled steroid conjugate and bile acid symporter SLC46A3-like. Gene Ontology annotation, molecular function: transmembrane transporter activity. Gene Ontology annotation, biological process: transmembrane transport. The record is from RefSeq and is a predicted model, not a curated record. Gene Ontology annotation, cellular component: membrane. Lineage: Eukaryota; Metazoa; Arthropoda; Malacostraca; Decapoda; Palaemonidae. The coding region runs from base 180 to 2084 and encodes 634 amino acids. The transcript is spliced from 8 exons.